AGUAGCAGUGAGCUAGCUUGUCAGUCGGACAGAGUCGCUUAGUCUAGUUCAAGUGUGGAUAAUGAACGCAGUGCAAGCAGACCUUGGAAUAUAUAUGACAAAACAGCGACUCUACAGACACUGAGCAUGUAAGAACGUCAUGGACUAAGCUGUUUUAUGAAGAUAUUACGAUUAGCAGAAUGGCAAUAAAAACGCACUCUUCUUUUGGACAUUACUGCACCAGGACAAAGCUGCAUUUCAGCUCCCAAAACAAGGAAUUGUGAACCCCCUGCUGUUGAGAGCCUUGCAUGGUGCAGCUUCUCCACAAGAGGCUGAGAACUGCACCCAGGAAGACAUACUGAAAGGACAGAAAUGUUUGCCAAACUGAAAAAGAAGAUUGCAGAGGAGGCAGCCACAGCGCCUCGGACUAGUGUUCGGAUCCCCCGCUCCAUCAGUAAGGAGUCCAUCACCUCAGUGGGGGCAGACUCCGGGGAUGACUUUGCCUCAGAUGGCAGCAGCUCCAGAGAUGACGUCUCUGCCCAGAUCCUCAGAAGGAACGAUCAAAUUCGGAAGCUUGAAGCCAAAUUAUCAGACUACGCUGAGCAGCUACGAGUUAUGCAGAGGACCAAGGACAAGCUUGAAAUUGCAUUAGAAAAGCAUCAGGAUUCGUCCAUGAGGAAACUCCAAGACCAGAAUGAGUCUCACCAGGCCAGUAGAGCCAAAAUGGCAGAGGGAAUGGCUUUAGCCCUAGAAAAGAAGGAUCAGGAAUGGCUGGUGAAGAUGGCGGUUUUGGAGAAGGAGAAGACUGCCAUGGCAGCCCGGGUGGAGGAGAUGAUGGAGCAGAGCCUGACGCUUUUCCAGAGGAGAGAUGACCAGGAUGAGCUGGAGGGCUUCCAGCAGCAGGAGCUCGCUAAAGUCAAACACAUGUUGCUGAGGAAGGAGGAACUGCUGAGCCAGCGGGAGCGGGAGCUGCAGCAGAAGGAGUCUGAAGUUCAGACAGCAAAGCGAAGGCUGGGUGAGGCUCAGGGAAAACUCCAGGCUCUGGAAGAGCAGCAUGAAGAAAGCUGCAGACUCAACACCGAGCUGGAAAUAGAGAGAGAAGAGCUGCUGGUGCAUAGAGAGGAAGCAGAGAAGAAGAUUACUGAGCUGGAGGGAAGAGGCCAGGAGCUGCAGACGGACAUCCAGCAGGUUUCUGAAGACUUCAAGAAGUCACAGAGUAUGGUGGCAUCUUUAGAGCAGUCCCUCCACGCCUUACAGACCGAACACGAUGCGCUAAAAGUGCAACAACAAAAGGCUGCAGUGACAGAGGAGGACAAGGAGCGCUUGUUAGUGGACCUUCAGAAGAAGGUGACCUCUCUUGAAAGACGCCUGGAGGGGAACCUGAGCCAAGAUGAGCAUUUGCAGGAGCUUCUGAAGGAGAAGUGCAGCCUGGAGCAGAGCCUGGAGGAGGCCAGAGCAGAGCUGCUAGUGGCUCGGACCAGCCACGCAGAUACCGUUAGCUCUCUGGAGGCACAGAUAUCCAGAAUGAGCUGUAAUGUUACUGAGCUGCAGACUCUUCUCCGACACAAAGAUGAUUCCUCCAAGGCCUACAGAGAGAGAACUGAUGCUCAAAUAGCUGGCCUGGAGCAGCAAGUCCUAGACACCAGCGAGAGGUUCAAGAGUGCAGAGCAGCAGAUCACAGACAAACAGCAACACAUUGAUAAACUGCAAGCAGAGUGGAGUGCAGAGAAGGCCUUUCUAGAUCAGCAGGUAUGUCUAUUACAACAGCAGAGUCAAGAAAGAGCCAGCAGGCUCGAGGAGAACAUCACCACUUCACAGACAGAGAGACAGACGCUGCAGGCCAGGAUUAGUGAUUUGGAACAGCAGAGGGACGAGGCUGACUCCUCUCUGAGACAACGGACGGAGGAGCUGGACCAGGCAAGGGCGGAGCUGAGCAGCCGGCAGACAGUCAGUGUUGAAAUUGCCAAAGCUCUGGAGGACACCAGGCGACAGAAAGAAGAGCUGCAAACACAGGUUGGGGAGCUGACCACUUCUCUUCAGAGCACACAGCAGGAGCUGGCACAUGUCACUGAGCAGCUAACACUGAGAGAGGAGGACAUAACGGUACUCCACGACGAGCUGCAGAGGAGCCAGGCGUCGCUGGUCCAGCUGCAGGAGGAUGCUGAGCGGCAGCGGGCCCAGAUGGAGCAGAGGGAGCUGGAUAAAGACUCCCAGCUGAGCAGCCUGAGGGAGGAGCUGCUCACCCAGACACAGCAGUUAGACUGCUGCCAGGCACGGAUCUCGUUCCUCGAGGUGGAAGUGGAAACCCUGACGGAGCAGCUUCACACUCCAGAAGUGUGCGAUGAGGAUCAAAACGGCAGCGUGACGAUGGACGACUUGGACCACAUUCAGAAGGUCAACAGAGACCUCGAGCAGCAGCUCAGCGAAAAGAACAAGACCAUCAAACAGCUGCAGCAGAGACUGGCAGAGCUGAAGAGGACUCUGCAGAAAGAGCUGAAGCUAAAGCCUGACCCAGAGGCUGAGGGCAAGGAGAAGUUGCCAGAAAGCCGAGUGGAGAAACAGGAGAGGGUUUGUCCCGACCCGCCACCAGCCUCAAGCCCGAGCCCCCCCACCUCCAAGACCACCGUGACCAACACUUCAGACCUCAACGACUCUCGAGAAAUCAAUUUUGAGUAUCUCAAACACGUCGUCCUCAAGUUCAUGUCAUCCAGAGACGCUGAGGCAUACCAGCUAAUACGAGCCGUGUCUGUGCUGUUGAACUUCACCCGUGAGGAAGAGGACAUGCUGAAGGAAACACUGGAGUAUAAGAUGUCCUGGUUUGGAUCCAAGCCUUCUCCGAGGGGCAUCAUCCGGCCUUCAAUCUCAGGAGCGUCGGCUCACUGGAGCUGAGGGGCAGCAGGAGGAGCUGCAGUGAUGGAGAGAGAGAGAGAGAGAGAGGACAGACAGGACGGAGUCCAGGAGGACAGUCUGUCUCGCAUGACUCCCGUCACUGAGCAGGACUCUCGCAAAGCUUUAAUCAGUCUCCCACAGUUUCCUCCUCCAGAUUGUUCUGCAGGGGGGAAGACUGCUGUUGUUCUGCUCUUCAGGAACAGAGAAGGGCUCCACACAAACUCUUGAGACAUACAGGCCUAUUUAUAAUUUGUUGUUGAUUUUGGAAUGACAUUAUUUUCAUGUGAACCAUGGAGGCACGCUGGUGUUUGGCCUAAUGUUAAUUAACAACCAGUAUAAAGCUCAAAUUAUAUUUCUGUGUCAAAGUAGUGAACGCUGCGCCAUGCCUCAGUGGCUUACGUCACUGUGGGCAGUUAUUAUUUUGAGAGUCUGUGCACACGAUUUGAUUAAUUCUGCGGUAAUAGUGCACAGAUAAAAACAUAAGCAGUUAUGUUUCCAUUAUCUGAACCAGUCUGUUUGUGUUUGGAGAGAGCCGUUUCUUUUUGGCCAUUUUUAAACCAAAACUGAACCUUAGAAGUGCAGUCAGACUGCAGUAAUGUCUUGGCAGUAUUUUUCAUCAAUUUAAGGCUCAGUGAAUAAAAAUAUCAAUUUCUUUCCAAAUUCAAAAAACUGUACUGUAGUGAUUACUUUUCAACAGUUCGGAAUCACUGAGAAUUUUUUUUUAAAGAAACAUACCAGUAGUCACUGUGUAUUAAAUUGAUCAAAACUAGAGCCAAUGAUUAACUAUCACUGAUUGAUAGAUAGAUUUAUUUAAAUUAUUUUUAUUUCUUUACAUUAUACAUACAUAUAUAUGUAUCACAUUUUUUUGUGUUUUUUGGUGUUUUUUGUGCAUUUUAGGUUGAUAACAAGUAUACACACAGUGACAAAGUAGGAAUAUGAAUGAUAAAGUUAAACACAAGGUUGGGGAAUAUGGGGAAAUAAUGGGGGUGGGGUGUGUGAGGGGAUUUGGAGAUAGGGGCUUAGGAGGGGGCACAUAGUUGGGCUUUGCACUAGAAUAAUGUAAAGCUAAUACCACAUUUCUAGACUAGAAAUGCAAUAGAGAUACUUGGAAAUAAAUCAAUACAUAUGCACAAUGAAAAAUAAAAAGGAAGAAAGAAAAGAUGAAGAAGAAAAGGGAGACACAUCAGAAAGUUAUGAAGUUCAGUUUUGAAAAUGGCCAAACAGAAAUAGCUUUCUCUACUCACGAAAACAGAAACAUGUAUCCACCAGUCCAGAUGUUGAGGUCUUGUGUCGCCCUCCACGCAGUCACAUUACUGCAGAGGUGCAGCACAGGAGCCACAGAGCAGCCAUGGCGUAGCUUAUGGUGGCAUUUUGAUGUAGAAAUAUAAAUUGACCUUAUCUUGAUGGAAAUAUGCAAGGCUACAUUCACACUGCAGCUCACUGUGUCUCAAUUCCAGUUGGUUUCCUUUGUAGGUGACCCAGCUCUGAUGUUGUCUGUCAACAGCAAAAAGCCAGCCAGGACACAAGGAACAACAAUUGAAAGAAAGACAACUAGCUUGAAUGACAUUUUGCAUCAAGUCAGUGGAACACUUGAAGGCUCUUAAUGAAAGUGAAAUAUGUCAGAAACAAGAACAGAUCAUUUGUUAUUGCCUCCCUGUGCGUCUUCUACAUGGCUUUUCAUGUUGUGCCAGAUUUUGGUCAGAAUAGAUACAGACUGUCCAAAAAAAAAAAAAAAAAAACAUCAGAAUUGAUCAUGAAGGCCUGCAGUUUGAAUGGAGCC
This is a messenger RNA of Myripristis murdjan (pinecone soldierfish), 4648 nucleotides long. It is a transcript of the gene golga1, whose product is annotated as golgin A1. Bases 352 to 2868 code for a protein of 838 amino acids. Gene Ontology annotation, cellular component: Golgi apparatus. The record is from RefSeq and is a predicted model, not a curated record. The transcript is spliced from 24 exons. Lineage: Eukaryota; Metazoa; Chordata; Actinopteri; Holocentriformes; Holocentridae.